Messenger RNA from Daktulosphaira vitifoliae (grape phylloxera), 2193 nucleotides. It is a transcript of the gene Not10, whose product is annotated as CCR4-NOT transcription complex subunit 10. The record is from RefSeq and is a predicted model, not a curated record. NCBI's taxonomy places the organism in Eukaryota, Metazoa, Arthropoda, Insecta, Hemiptera, Phylloxeridae. Gene Ontology annotation, molecular function: protein binding. The coding region runs from base 140 to 2095 and encodes 651 amino acids. Gene Ontology annotation, biological process: mRNA catabolic process; negative regulation of translation. Gene Ontology annotation, cellular component: CCR4-NOT complex. The transcript is spliced from 11 exons.
GAUAACAAUCCGGCUUCAACACUUCGAAUUUAUGAAAAAGAUGAUAUCAAAUAAUUAAAAUACUGUCGAAUAAAAUCGUAUUUGUGUUUCUUUAUUCAUUUUUGUUGUGUGUAUUUAGUUAGUGUUAACAAUUUUUAGAAUGGCUGAAAAAGGAGAUCAGCAGAUUGAUAAAAGUACUGCCCCUACUAAUAUUACGGAUCAGGAACGUGACUGGGCUCAACAAGCACUAGCCGAGUAUGAACAAAAAAAUUUUAAAGCUUGUAUGGAAUAUUUGAAGCAGAUUGAAGCUGUACGAUCCAAUGAUCCUAAAGUUAUGCUUAACAAGGCGAUUGUUGAGUUUUAUGAAAAUGGUCUCUGCACAACAGACAAGUUUCGCAAAGCUUUUACAGAAGUCUGCACACAAGUUGAUAUUAAUCUUGAAUUAUUAGGUUCACUAGAUGAUGUAGAGAACUGUAUAUACUAUUAUAAUUAUGCAGUUUUAUUAUACCAUUUAAAGUAUUUCAACAAAGCUCUCAAUGUCAUUAAUAUAGUUUAUGCUUUUAUUGAGUCAUUAGAGGAAAGCUUGGCUCAUAAAGUAUGCUUAUUGAUAGUCCAGCUUCAUUUGGACACUCAAAAACCUAUGAAAGCAUUAAAACUUAUUUCAUACAUUGAGAGUCAAUUUGUAUCCACAGAAAAUGCCACAAAUAUACUUACUGGAUCUGGAGAACAGGGAGGUCCUAUUCAUAAUGAACCAGAUAAGACAGAAAAAAAAACAAAUUUAGAUGCUGCAACUGAUGCAUUUCGAAUAAGUUUAAUUCAGUAUCGAGUAAGAUGUUUAAUGGAGUUGAAUCAGUUUGAAGAAUGUAUUCAGCAAAUAGAUACUAUUAAAGAAAAACAAGAUCCAGUAACUUUACUUUUAAUGGGAAAAUUAGAGUAUCUUCGUGGACAUCAUAAAGAAGCUUUAGAAAUAUUAAAAGAAAUUCAUCAAACAGACAGUUUCAAAGAAACGGGUGUGUGUUCAAAUGUAUUAGUAAACAAUAAUGUUGCAUGUUUAUACCAUUAUGCAAAAAAACCAACAUUAGCUUAUACUUCUAUUUACAAAGCACUUGUUCAACAUCAAAAAUCUUUAAAAGAAGUUACAAAAGCAAAUCAUGUGGAAGGAGCUUUGUCGGGACAACCUUUACACGUGAUUGGAGCUAGUGUCAAGACUGAACUAAUGUUCAAUUUAGGUAUUAGUUUAUUACAUGCACAAAAGCCUGAAGAAGCAUUUGACUGUCUUAUAGAAGCAGUUCAGACAUAUCAUAUGAACCCAAGAUUAUGGUUACGCUUAGCAGAGUGUUGCAUUAUGACACACAAAAGUAGUAAUGAAAGAGAUUUUGACUUUAAAAAACCUUAUAUUGAAGGUGUGGUUGGUUCUGGUAUACAUAGAAAAAUCAUUUUGAAAUCCCAAUUAUUUCCUGAUACCAAGUAUAGUAGUGAAGCAGUUUCUGCUGCUGUUCCAAUGCCUAGUCUAGAAUUUGGCUCAUUGUGUAUUCGAAAUGCAGCUAUAUUAAUAAAAAAAGAUUCUAUAGAUUAUUCACCAUCCCAUACACCAGUAGAUAAUGAUAUUCAUUAUAUUUUUGGUUGUAUACAAUCUGCUGGUGCUUACAUAGCGUUAUGUUUGGGAGAUCCUAUAGUAGCAUUAAAAUAUUCUCAAGAAUUACUUGAAUACAAUACAGUAAACAAAGUCCACAAAUUUUUAGGUCACUUGUAUGCAGCAGAAGCACUAAUUUUAUUAGAUAAGCCUAAUGAAGCUAUUGAUAUGUUAAAAGAAUCUAGUGCAUUAGAUGAUUUACAACCUGAAUUACAAGAACAACUUACUUCUGAUAAUUGGAAACCAGAUAAACAGAAAUCUGCUAAAGCAGUACUUUAUUAUAAUCUAGCAGUAGCAUUGACAUUGAGAGGAGACCUUGAUAAAGCUGGAGAACUGCUUAAACAAAUAUGGCUGUCAAAAAUUGAACAUGUUUCAGUCCCAGUGCAUGUUGUCAUAUUAGCUUUAUACAUUCAUUUGAGAUUAGGCCAAAAAGAAAUUGCAAUAACAUUAAUUAAACAAAAUUGUCCUCAAGCAAAAAGAUAAAACAUUAUUUUAAAAUAACACCUAAUUUAUUAUUUUAUGUAUUUAUAUUUUAUUUUCUAUUUAAGUAUACAAUAAUAUAUAUUAUGGUAGUCAAUAAA